AUGCAUCUCAACGCUGCUCUUGUCGUUCUCGCGGCCUCCUCCAGGCUCGCGCUGGCCAGCCCCGCCACGGACAAGCUCCAGAUUGACCCUGCACUUCGCUUGAUCAAGACGUCUGAGACUGACCCCGGCACUUGGGUUACAGACGAGGAGAAGAUCGCGAACUACGUCAGCAAGAACAUCGGUUUCAUUGACAUCACUGACAUCAAUGAUGCGGAUGUUCUUACCGCACUCUCAACCCCGCCUGAAGCUGAGCUGGCUGCCAGACAAGCCGUUACGUAUCCCACAGCCUUGACUCAUGUUUCCGAGGCAAACUCCCUCAUCUCGUCGGUUUCCAACACUGGACCGCAGUCUUGGCUCAAGACGUUGACUGACUUCUACAACCGCUAUUACCGUUCUACAUACGGUACGCAGUCUGCUACCUGGCUGUUUAACCAGGUUAAGACCAUCGCUGCUGCGAACUCGGCCAUCACUGUCACGCAGUUCUCCCACUCUUUCAACCAGCCCUCCAUCAUUGUUAAGAUUCCCGGAACUAGCUCCAACCUUGUGAUCGUCGGUGCUCAUUUCGACUCCACUGGUGGCUCUUCUACCGCCCGUGGACCUGGUGCUGAUGAUAACGGUUCCGGUGUUGUGGUCAUCCUGGAGGCCCUGCGCGUCCUGGCCAAUGCUGGCUUCAAGCCCAAGAACACCCUUGAAUUCCAUUUCUACGGCGGCGAGGAGGGCGGUCUUCUCGGAUCUCAGGCCGUCUUUGCAAACUACAAGUCUGCCGGCAAGCGGGUGCUCGCCUUUGUUAACCAGGAUAUGGCUGGGUACUCUCCCUCUGGCAAGGUUUCCGUUUACACCGACUACGUUGAUUCUGCCUUGACCUCUUAUGUCCGUCUCGUUGCCACCCAGUACACCGGCAGCACGCCUACCAGCGACACCUGCGGAUACGGAUGCUCCGACCACGCCAGUGCCCGCUCCAACGGCUUCCCUGCGGCAUACGUAUGCGACGAGCCUGUCGAUACCUCAAGCCCCUACAUCCACAGCCCAUCAGACUCUUAUGCCACCAUUCAAUGGCCUGCCAUUCUUCGUCACUCCAAAUUCACGGUUGGAUUUUUGGUGGAGGCUUCGUACCUUUAA
Colletotrichum truncatum is the source of this 1119-nucleotide messenger RNA. RefSeq names its product leucine aminopeptidase. Lineage: Eukaryota; Fungi; Ascomycota; Sordariomycetes; Glomerellales; Glomerellaceae. Gene Ontology annotation, biological process: proteolysis. The record is from RefSeq and is a predicted model, not a curated record. Gene Ontology annotation, molecular function: metalloexopeptidase activity.